Messenger RNA from Plasmodium fragile, 360 nucleotides. RefSeq lists its product as uncharacterized. The coding region runs from base 1 to 360 and encodes 119 amino acids. The record is from RefSeq and is a predicted model, not a curated record. The transcript is spliced from 2 exons. Lineage: Eukaryota; Apicomplexa; Aconoidasida; Haemosporida; Plasmodiidae.
AUGACGCACAUACCCACGUGUUACACAGUCACGGACAUCCCCACACGUGCACCUCCUAAGCCCGACAUCACACAACACACAGUCACACACGACACCAUCACGCACAUGCCCACAUGCGCAGACCCCGUCACGGACAUACCCACAUGUGAUGAUCCGAAGCCCGACAUCACACAACACACAGUCACAAGCCACACCGUCACGGACACACCCACAUGUGACACCGUCACGCACAUACCCAUAUUGAACGACCCAGGCACAAACACACCCACAUGUGCUGAUGCUAAGCCCGAAAUCACAGACAUACCCAAACACGACACACCCCACAUGCGAAACAGUCACAGACACACCCACAUGUGCUGA